AAUAAAAGUUACUAAAAAUAAUCGAACGUAACCAAACAAAACUAAAUAUAACUAAAACGAAAUAAAAAUAAAUACAAGUAAAUAAAACGAACAAAAAGAUGUUAAUCUGAACCGGGUCUGUGAUAAAACAUAAAAAUGCGUCAUAUAAAACCGAUUUGGAUCUAUAUUUUGAUUCUAAACGCCGUAAAAUGUGAUAAAGUGUUACGAAUAUUCCGUAACACCGAAGAUAAUUACACUCCAAUAACCUCAAAUUACGUCCAAGCAAAAUCGGGCUCAAACUUAACCUUAACUUGCGAAUUAUGGACCAAUAUCACCGAUAACACGAUAAUGGACGAUCAAAUCACUUGGGGGAGAGUCCCGCCGUUCACAAAACAAGAGGAGCUCAAUGAAGAAUUAUUAAAGCUUCGUGUGGUUUACGUUAGAACAAGCGACGUAAAUAAAGCGGUUAAAACGUUCAAUCCAUUAAGAUCUGACGAUGCAGGAGCGUAUUUUUGCGUUAGUUACAAAUAUGGGUUGGUUAAAAUCGUUCAUAUCGUUGCGAAUUCGAACGAUUUCGCACGAUCGGUUAAUGAAAUUGAAAGACCCGAUCCGUUGUGUGUCGGUUUGUUCCAAUGUGCUUCAACAGGGGUUUGUAUUAAUUUGAGAUACGUUUGCGAUGGGAAAAAGGAUUGUAGAGAUGGUUCUGAUGAGAGUGAUGAGAGAUGUGAUGGCGAUCCUUGUAGAGAUAAAAUUCAAUGUGAUGAUCGGUGUAUUCCUAAAUAUUGGUGUUGCGAUCGAAAUUUAGACGCAAAUUGUAACGUGACGUACCGCCCGUAUUGUUGCCCGAUUGAAGUAACGGAAUUUGCUUACAUUCCCCACAACAUAACCCAAUCGAAACAACGUCACUCCGAUUUCGUUUUUAUCGCAUUCUUUUGCUUUUUAGGUAUUUUCGUGAUGAUAAUAAUCCUCGUUGGGGUCUUCAUUUUGAUGUCGAAGAUGUUUCUGUUGGUGAAUAAGCAAGGUUUUGGGCCAAGUUUCGAAGAUAUCCGGCCGGAAAGAGGUGCUCAAGAAACGUCGCCCCCAUUUUCUUCGGGAUUUUUAAACCGAUCGUGUAGAAAUCGAUUGAUUUUGAGUAACGUUCGAUACGCAUCUCCUGGCGACGCUGAAAACGGACAAGAAAUGACCGAUUUAUUACAACAACCAGGCGGAAGGAGUGCGUUCGAUCAGCCACCUUCGUACUCCGAAAUUGAAAGAUUAGAGGCUCCACCUCCUUAUACGAGUCGCGAGUGUCUUAACGUUUUGAGUACACUUUAAAAAAUUAGGAGAGAAUGAUGCUGAGAAGUUAAAAGUUUGUUUAAGACUGGUUAUUAAAACGUUACAUAUCGAAAAAAAUAAAUAAAUUGAGCAAUAAUUAUUUACAAUAAAUUAAGUGGAAAGUUUGUGCUUUAUGUUAAAAUAAGAUGAUAUUAAAACUGAUUAAGUGCCUUAAAAUGAGAUGUAAUUAAUGUUAAUGAUGUAAAAGUUGAGAUUAUUUUUAAGAUCUGACUGUGAAUGAUGUUUGAUGAACAAAUUGCCAUGUUUUUAGCUUAAUACUAUUAAAUUAAAAUUUAA
This is a messenger RNA of Onthophagus taurus, 1590 nucleotides long. NCBI's taxonomy places the organism in Eukaryota, Metazoa, Arthropoda, Insecta, Coleoptera, Scarabaeidae. The record is from RefSeq and is a predicted model, not a curated record.